Messenger RNA from Symbiodinium necroappetens, 1431 nucleotides. The record is from the annotation of a GenBank genome assembly. NCBI's taxonomy places the organism in Eukaryota, Dinophyceae, Suessiales, Symbiodiniaceae.
GAAACUGCCAUCUCGGGAGCCGUGGAUUGUCAGCUUCAGCAGGAGGAUGAGGACCGCAGAAGUCAACGUGUCCUCGCUGGCCUGAACGCAGCAGCCCAGUUUGUCCGCGAUCGGACGGAGGACGAAAGAAUACGAAAGGCUGCUGAGCACGUCAAAUGGUCCGUGAACAACGGUUUCCUCGAAGAGGAAGUUUAUCAGAACGUGAGGCUCGUCCUGGAAGAGGAGGCAAAACUUGUUUCCUCACCGGAUGCACUUGUUGAAGCUGUCGGACAAGGGGCGGCGCUGACGGCGGAUGAUGUCGACUGGCUCACGAGGCGAAUGAAAGGUGGGGAUGUGUUUUCCGAUUUGGAAGACGCAGAGGCAGGUGCAGCACACGGUCCAAAUGGUGAACCUUACUACGGUGCAUCCUCCAGCCCUUGCGCGGCAGACAAGGUUGGCUGUGAUGCAGGAUCCGACAGCAGCUUUGGGACGGGUACACCUUGGACUGAUGCAAAGGUGAAGUUCUGCUUUGACAACGAGCUUGCGCCAAGCAGCAGAGAAGCCCUGCAAUGCGCCAUGGACAAGAUCUCGAAGUUUGUUCCUGGCAUCGUGUUCGUGAACGUGCAGUACACUGGCGUCGAUGCAUGCGGUGCGUUGCCGGCGGUUUACAUGCAGUCAAACGGCCGCCGGAGUGGCAACGGCUGUUGGGCAGACAUUGGCAUGUCGACAUCCAUGUUUGGGGGGAAUCAAAAGUUGAACUUGCAAGCUCCCGGCUGCGACAACUGCGGUACAGCAACCCAUGAGAUCCUGCAUGCCCUGGGCAUGGCACACGAGCAGCAAAGACCUGAUCGGGACGACUUUGUCAGCAUUAUCUGGAACAAUAUCAAACCCGGAAUGGAUACUCAGUUUGCUAUUCGCUCGCAAGCAGAUACACAGCGGCCGUAUGACAUCAUGUCCAUCAUGCACUACGCUUCCCGAUCCUUCUCGAGCAACGGUCGGGAUACCCUCGUCGUGAAGCCCAAAGGCUACGAGCUCUACACAUCAGAUCCAGCCAGGUUUCCAAAAUAUCGCAUUGGGCAGCGUGUGGGAAUGAGUACUCAGGAUGUGUCUCAGCUCGCAGACCUUUAUGGGUGCAGCCGGAGCAGCCAGUAUCAGACCUGCGACAUUGCGAGGGGUUAUCUCGCCACCAGGUUGGACCAGGAAGUUGAUCCAGGCUCAAUCGCUCUGAUCGGUGUGCUGGUUAUUGUCGCUAUCUGCUGUGGUGGCCUAUGCGUUUGCUUCGCUCGUGGAAGCGAAAGCUCAAGCAGGACGUACAAGGAGGGAGACAGUAGCCGAGGUGUUACGGCCACGCCACCAAGCGCCACAGAUCCGGAAGAGCCAAUGCUUCAACCGGGCCCUCUGCAGCCAGGGCAAGAAGAAAAGCCUUGUGUACCGUGUUGCACCCUAUUAUGA